AGCCUGGAGUGGUGCUGCAAAGCUGGCAUUGGUGCUGUAAGGCUGGCAUUGGUGCUGCGAGCCUGGAGUGGUGCUGCAAGGCUGGCAUUGGCACUAGAAGCCUGGAGUGGGUGCUGCAAGGCUGGCAUCAUUACUGCAAGGCUGGCAUCGGUGCUGUGAUCCUGGAACGGGUGCUGCGAGCCUGGCAUCAGCCCUGCAAGGCUGGCACGGCUGCUGUGAGCCUGGCACGGGUUCUGUGAACCUGGCACGAGUGCUGUGAGCCUGGCACAGUCGCCUGGGCCCCCUGGGGCAGCUCCUCCCUCGCUGGUGGUGCCAGCCGCCUCCGAACCCCCUGUGUCCUCUGGCCAGACCCACCCCCGGCGCGGUGACUCAGACGGCAAAGCUUUUCCUUAUAUAACACGGUCUCAGCACCGCGCUGGGCAAACGCUCGCCAAACUGUCCCUGCCUCAGUUUCCCCUUGCUGCGGCAUCACUGCCACUGUCCCAGCCACCGCAGCCAUGUGGAUGGUGUCACCGCCGGUCGAUGAAGGAUCUUCCCAGCUUGCCUGGCUUUGGGACCACGGCAAAGGCAGGGUGCAAAGCCCACUAGUAGGACAUGACCCUUAAACUUUCUCUAAAGCUUAGCCCUAUAGGUGUUUUCCAGGCAACAACAAAGAAGCUGUUCCUGAGCGAACGUGCAGGACAGGGUUGGAUGCUGGAGUUCAUCCGGAAAAACGCUGCUAACGGGCUCUCCGUGGCCAACCUGGUGGCGGGGCUCUCCUCCAUCCUCUGCAGCCUCAACAGGUGGGGAGAAGGGAGGAAGGAGGGAAACCACAGGGGUCAUAAAGUGGGAGUCACCCCGGUUUCGCCCUCCCCAGGCAAUACCAGUACUCGUGUUGGCUGCUGCUGGUGGGCUUUCUGCUCGACUUGGCCGACGGAGCCGUUGCUCGCCGGCUCGACGCCUGCUCGGCGCUGGGUGCCAAACUGGAUGAUUUUGCCGACUUCACCACCUUCGGGCUGGCCACAGCGCUGCUGCUGCAGCCGCAGGGCGUGCUGGCCGGGCUGCUGGCCGUCGCCUACGUGUUGGCCGUAUUCGCUCGCCUCUGCUUCUUCUCCAGCGCUGAACAUGUGGCACCCAGCAGGGAUCCCCUUCACCUACCGGGGGCUGCCCUGUCCCUACGCCUCCUCGCUGCUGGCAGGCACCUUCCUGCUGGCGGACGGGAAUGUCAUCGUCCUGCGCAUCACCGCGGGCGUCAUGAUCCUCUUCAUGCUGGAUCAGGGCUUCUACCCCCACGACAAGGUGCUGGAGUCCCAGCGCUGGAAGAAAGUGGUUUACGCUGGAGGUAAGGACAGGGCUAGGAUUAAAACCCACCGAGAUGGCAGCAGAGAAGGAGCAGAUCCCAAAGGCUCUUCCCAAUCCGCAGGGGUGGCGGCCGUCCUCUUCUUGCCAACAGCGGUGGCUUCCGUCUAUUGCCUCGUCUGGGCGAUGUCCUACAUUGUCUUCCCCUUCGCCGUCUGGAGCUGCAAAGCCCAACCUAACGCCUAG
This is a messenger RNA of Cuculus canorus (common cuckoo), 1524 nucleotides long. It is a transcript of the gene TMEM269, whose product is annotated as transmembrane protein 269. The record is from RefSeq and is a predicted model, not a curated record. The transcript is spliced from 5 exons. Gene Ontology annotation, cellular component: membrane. The coding region runs from base 595 to 1524 and encodes 309 amino acids. Gene Ontology annotation, molecular function: phosphotransferase activity, for other substituted phosphate groups. Lineage: Eukaryota; Metazoa; Chordata; Aves; Cuculiformes; Cuculidae. Gene Ontology annotation, biological process: phospholipid biosynthetic process.